AUGUCCGACACCGGCAGCUUCGAGGUCGUCCAGCACGAUGAAGCUCCCAAGGCCGCCUCGGGCUCCCCUAGUGCAAAGUCCACCGUCUCGGCCGCCUCCUCUAUGAAGAAGCCUGCCUCGAGCUCCGCCACUGCUGCCCGCCGUCCCACCACUUCUUCCACGACGAGCACCGGCAAGCCCGCGAGCACCACCUCCUCCACCUCCUCCCGCCUCGCUGGCGGCCUGACCAAGCCUCCUACUCGUCCCCCUGGUGGCGGCUCUGCCACCUCGACCAGCACCGUCCGCAAGCCCGCAAGCGUCUCCUCCAACACCACCCACCGCUCGCGGCCCAGCGUGUCCGCUUCUGAGGACGAGAGCAAGAGGACCGCCCGCCGCACCUCGACUGCCCCCAACAGCAACCCCAGCGCCGCCGGCUCGCCCACCAAGGAGAAGAGGACCUCGACCCUCGGCGCCGCCACAGCCGCCGCAAGGAAACCCGCGACCUCCUCCACCGGCUCCACCGCCGGCAGGCCCUCGUCGACCUCGACGCGCACCCCGAACUCAGUCGCGCCUCGUCCCUCCAUCGGCUCCCGCUCCUCGACCGCCGCCACCGGCCCCGUCGCCGAGGCCAAGAAGCGUCUCUCGACCGCCUCGAGCACUGCCACCGCCGCCGCCGCCCCCCGAGCCCGCACCUCGACCCGCCCCGAUUCCUCGGGCGCAUCCGAGGCCCUCGGCAAGGAGGUCGAACAGCUCAAGGUCCAGCUCGCCGAAAAGGAGACCCAGCUUGCCGACAAGGAGUCGCAGCUGAACGAGCUCAAGACCCAGGUCCAGCAGUCGCAGGACAAGCUCGCCCAGUACACUGAUGGGGUGAACAGGGAUGCCGUCCAGGUGAGGAACGCUGUCCUCAACAUGAAAAAGGCCCACCAGGACCAGGUUAUCGAGUUGGAAGCUAAGCGUACCGAGCUCGCGAACCAGGUGGAUGAGGCCAAUGAACAUCUUAUGGCCACCGAUGCUGACUACGAGAAACAGCAGAGCGAGUACGCAGAGGCCGUCGCCGCCAAGGAGGCCGCGCAGGCCGAGCUCGCCGAGCUGAAGCAGUCCCUGGAGGCCCUCCAGGCCGAGCACGAGGAGAAACUCAAGGAGAGUGAGUCUGCUAUGAACAAGGCCUUGGAAGAGCACGCCAGCAAGCUCGAGGAGCUGCAGAGCUCCCUGGCCGAGCAGCACAAGUCGGCCAUCGAGGCGCUCGAGGCCAAGCACGCCGACGAGCUGAGCCAGGGAUUGUCCGCCACGACCGACCAGGAGGAGGCCCUGGCCAAGAUGAAGGCCGGCCACGAGGACGCCGUCGCCGAGCUCCAGAAGAAGAUUGACGACCUCACUGCCUCGCAGAAGGAGCUUGAGGCCGCGCACGAGAGCAAGAUCACCGCCGAGGCCGAGGCACACGAGGCGAAGCUCGCCGCCGUCGAGGGCGAGAUCGCCGACCUCAAGAGCAAGCUCGAGGCCGCCGAGACGACAGCCGAGCAGGCCAAGGCCGAACUCGAUGCCAAGACUGCCGAGCUGGCCGAAGUGCAGGCCAACGUCGCCGACCUGGAGGGCAAGCUCGCGGCCGCCGAGGCCGACGUCGCCAAGGCCCGGGAGGAGGCGCUCGAGUUCCAGAAGCAGAUUGACAGCAUCAAGGAGGAGGUGGCCGCCAAGGAUGAGGCCCUCGAAAAAGCCAAGGCGGAACACUCGGCCCAGGUCAAGAAGCACGACGCCGAGCUCAAGCAGGUGUCCCAGGACUACGAGGAGGAGAUUGAGUCGCUCAAGGGAGACGCCUUCUUCAAGCGCAAGUUCCAGGACCUCGAGGUCAAGCACACCGAGCUCGAGACGGAGCACGGCGAGCUGAAGACGACGCACAGCGAGCUCACCGCCAAACUCGCCGACCUCGAGUCGAAGCACACCGAGCUCACCACCAAGCACGGCGAGCUCGAGGCCCAGCACGGCGACCUCGCCAAGAGCCACGCGGACGCCGCCGAAGGCAAUACCAAGGCCCUCGAGGCUGCCAAGGCCGAGCUCGCUGCCGCCGUUGCCGCCCUCGAGGCCAAGGAGGCCGAACAUCAGAAGGCCCUGGACGCCAUCCGCGCCAGCCACGCCGAGGAGCUCGAGGGCGCCAAGAGCGGCGCCUCGGCUGACAAGGACGCCCAGCUCGCCGAGCUCCAGAGCCUGAAAGACAGCCACGCCAAGCAGCUCGAGAUUCUGAAGAGCGACAGCGAGGCGAGCCUGGCCAAGGAGAUUGAGGCUCUCAAGGCCUCCCACGCCGAGGUCGUCGAGGCCCUCCAGACCGAGACCUCUGGCGAGAAGGAGAGGCUGCUCGCGGAGAUGACGAGCGCAAGGGAGAAGGCCCUCGCCGAGAGCUCCGGCGACAAGGAGAAACUGUUGGCCGCCCACGAGGAGCAGCUCGCUUCCCUGACCGAGAAGCUGCGGGCCGAGCACGCGGCCGAGCUUGCGGACGCCAAGGAGAAGCUCGUCGCCUCCCACCAGGCCGAGCUCGAGGAGGCCAAGGCGGAGCUGGCCGCCAUCAAGCAGGCCAGCGAGAGCGCCCACUCGGAAGAGCUCGCGACCCUCAAGAUCCAGCUCGACGAGGCGCUGACGCGUAUCCGCGAGACGGAGACGGAGAGCGCUGCGGCGCUCGCCGAGGCCAAGAGGAAGCUCGACGAAAGCCACUCGGACGAGAUAGAGAAGCUCAUUUCGAUGCACGCGGAGCAGCUGGAGGCGCUGAAGCAGCAGAGCUCCUCGGGUGCACGGGCCGAGCUCGACGAGAUCAACAAGGCCCACUCCAAGGUGGUGGAGGAGCUGACGAGCGAGUACGAGGCCAGGAGCAAGACGCUCGCCCAGGAGGUGGACAAGAUCUCUGCCGACUACUCGCAGCUCGAGGCCGCGCUCCAGGCCGCCAAGCAGUCGGUCGCCCAGGCAGAAGCCGAGAAGGCCAAGAGCCAGUCUGGUGCGGCCGAGCUCGAGGCCGCACUCAAGGCUGCAAAGGACUCGGUCGCCAAGGUCGAGGCCGAGAAGGCUAAGCUCGAGGAGGAGUGCGCCGAGCUCGGCGCCAUGAUAUCGACUGAGAAGAUGGCUCGUGCCGAGGCCGAGGCGGCCCUCGACGCCGUCAAGGACAAGACGCCCGACACAUCGGAGGCGGACAGCCUCCGGGAGCAGCUCAACAACGUCAAGAAGGGGCUCGAGGAGGAGCUCAGCAUCGUCCAAAAGAGCCUUGCGGCCGCCAAGCAGGAGGUGGAGGACCUCAAGGACGACCUGCUGCUCGCGCAGAAGGAACUCGAGGCGUCGAAGCUCGAGGCCGACAAGCAGCUCAAGACGCACAAGGCCGACUACCAGGAGCUCAACGACACGAUGACCAAGAUCGUGGAAGAGGAGCAGGCCAAGCGGAAGGCGCUGGAGGAGCAGAUUGAGGGUCUGAAGAAGACGCUGGCCGACAAGGAGAAGGGCGUGGAGGAGUUCCAGGCGCAACUCAAGGUCAAGGACGCCGAGAUUGCGGAAGCCAAGGCCAAUGCGGCGCUCGCGAAGCCCAAGGGACUCGCGGCAAGCAGAUUCGCAGACGGCGACGGCGAGGCGGAGGAGGCAGCGGACAAGCCCGCGGAAGGUGAGGAAGAAGACCAUUCCUCCGAGGCACUAGCUGUGCUGCAACGAGCUAGAGUCAACGCGAACCAGAUCCAUAACAUGGACCGCGACAUGCAGGAGAAGAACCUGGCCAUGCUGGAGUCCAUCACGGACUUCCAGCAGUCGCCGCAGCUCAACAACUAA
Colletotrichum navitas is the source of this 3768-nucleotide messenger RNA. Its product is annotated as viral A-type inclusion protein repeat domain-containing protein. Lineage: Eukaryota; Fungi; Ascomycota; Sordariomycetes; Glomerellales; Glomerellaceae. The transcript has 3 exons. The record is from RefSeq and is a predicted model, not a curated record. The coding region runs from base 1 to 3768 and encodes 1255 amino acids.